AUGCAGCAUCAUCCCCACCACUCGCAGGGUCCGGCGCCUCCCCAGCACCUACAGCAUCCUCGGCCCUCGAGUAUCGUUCACCAGCAGCAUCACCAGGCGCCGCAACAGCCGUCGCAACACCCUUCCGCGUACUCGUCAACACAUUCGAUCCAGCCAGCUUAUCAGCAGACUGGACACGCACCGAGUGCUCAGCACGCGCAAGAUCUGCCCUACUACGCUCACCAGAGCCCUUACAGCACUCCAGGCACAACGAGCGGAUAUACAUCCGCAGACACCUCCGAUAUGAUGGCCGCAGCUCAAAUGCCUAGACCAUAUCCUCCGAUGUCUUACCAUACGCCCCAAUCGAACUCGCCAGCUUCUGUCGCGUCGCCAUCAGGUCACGAACAACACCGAAGUAUCUAUGGUCAGCCAGCAUCGCAGCUACAGCCUCAAUCGAUGUACUAUGGCGCGCAACAACCGCAAUACUCGUCUCUGCCGCCGCAAGCUCCCUCCCCGUACCAACAGCACGCUCAACAGCCACAUCAACCUAUGGCCUCGCAGCCAAACAUGAUGAUGUCUCACACGGGCCCGCAGCAUCAGAUGACGCAGCAUGCAAGCCAACACGCGCAACCCGGGAUGACGGGAAGCCCUCGGCAUACUAAGAUGGAGCCUCAGAUGUCCUCGCAACUACAACGGCCCACGCCCGGACCCUUAGGAACUUCCCAGCCAGCUCAAAAUGGCGGACAAUUAUCAACUCCUACCGGGUCAUCAACGCCUGGGGUUAACAAUAAUGCAGCACCGGGGCCGAUUCCAGCGACUACUCCGCUGGUCGUGAGGCAGGAUAAUAACGGUGUGCAGUGGAUUGCCUUCGAAUAUUCCCGCGACCGGGUAAAGAUGGAAUACACGAUUCGCUGCGAUGUUGAGUCAGUAAACACGGACGAGCUUAGCAGCGAGUUUAAGACGGAAAACUGUGUCUAUCCCAGAGCAUGCUGUCCCAAAGAUCAGUACAGAGGGAAUCGGUUGCAGUAUGAGACUGAAUGCAACACCGUUGGUUGGGCAUUGGCCCAGCUCAAUCCAUGCCUCCGCGGGAAGAGAGGGCUUAUCCAGAGAGCUGUCGACAGCUGGCGGAAUAGCAAUCAAGAUCCUCGGUUGCGAAGUCGACGCGUGCGCCGAAUGGCCAAGAUGAACAAUCGCAAGGCGGUUCAGACUCCCCACUCCACACACAUGUCCGGUCCCAGUGGCCCGGCAGGGAUGUCAACCCCUGGGGCCAUUGGCCCUGGUGGCGGUACGCCCAUGGGGAAGCCUGGGAUGAGUAACAUGGGUCCUGCGAUGCACCAUCACCACGCCCACGAAGGAGGUGCUCAGGGUGGAGGAGAUGAAGUCGGGGAUGGAGAGUAUGUGGAUGGAUCUCAUCAUCACCAUCAUCAAGCACCCACCGGGCCGGGAUCUAGAAGCCAAGACGACGUCCGCCCGGCUCAAGUUUUUACUGGCUAUCCCCAACAGUACCCUAGCCACCCCGUCUCGGGAUCGUCCAUGCCGCCGAUCCAUGAUGGACUUGGCGCUUCUCACCACAACACCAUCGUAGCUCGACGCAUGAGCAGAGAUGAUGACAAAAACCCGGAAGGCUUGUUUCCUGAUAUUCCCGAUGCUAAGAAGCGCAAGUUUAUACUGGUUGAGGAUAAUAAACGCAACUCUCGCCUUCGUGUACGCGUCACCCUUGAAGAUGUGAAUCCUAAAGAGAUACCCGAUUCAUUUCGCAAGAGUUCGGCUGUAUUUCCACGCAGUUAUUUCCCACGUGAAAUGCAAAGCCCACCUCCGAGCGCCACGGGUAGUCAAUUUUUCGAAGAUGACCUUAGCGACGACAACGUUGAAGUUGACGGCGGGCGAGCCAGGCAUGCCCGUAGGGGAAAUGUAAGAGAACGGGUCAUGGUGAAAGCGCCAAUGUCUGAUGGAAACGAGGCCGAGGUUGCUAUACCGAGGAUCAAAAGGGGCACGCGUAUAAAGGAAGUACGACUCAACGACCUAGCUUACCGCAUGGCGUGGAUGCAUAGCCGUGUGUUUGCGGGCAGGACCGUCUUCCUACAGCGAGCACUUGACUGUUACCGUAACAAGACUUGCACCGCAAUCGAAGGCAUGGCGCAAGACAUGAAGACCAUGGUACCCCACUACGAAACCCGUGUUGGCAAGCGAAGAUGGGGCGAGCGAAUGCGUCGUGGCGAGAAACGAGACGACGAGUCCUAG
Daldinia vernicosa is the source of this 2220-nucleotide messenger RNA. RefSeq lists its product as uncharacterized. Bases 1 to 2220 code for a protein of 739 amino acids. The record is from RefSeq and is a predicted model, not a curated record. The transcript is spliced from 4 exons. Lineage: Eukaryota; Fungi; Ascomycota; Sordariomycetes; Xylariales; Hypoxylaceae.